This is a messenger RNA of Entelurus aequoreus (snake pipefish), 3673 nucleotides long. It is a transcript of the gene rnf216, whose product is annotated as ring finger protein 216. Gene Ontology annotation, molecular function: zinc ion binding. NCBI's taxonomy places the organism in Eukaryota, Metazoa, Chordata, Actinopteri, Syngnathiformes, Syngnathidae. The record is from RefSeq and is a predicted model, not a curated record. The coding region runs from base 198 to 3344 and encodes 1048 amino acids. The transcript is spliced from 17 exons.
CAGGCUUUGUACGCGUGACGUCACGAACCUGCCUGUCCUGUGGUCUUGUUUUGGCAGCUUGUUUGCUUCUUCGCCUAGCUUGUAUCUGUCCUCAAAGAAGACGCUUUGAACUGCCACGCCAACAAAAAAGCAGCGAUGGUAUCAACUGAACAGUGACCUCUGCAAGCCGGUCCGUGGGGGUGGUGAGUUGUCUUAUCAUGAUGGCGGAUGGAUGCAGCGAUGACGACGUUAUUCACCUGGCAAGUUUCAACGUCCACCGAAGCCAAGGCACCAGCAGCCGCCAGAGGGAGCUCAUCACCAUUUCUGAUGAUUCUGAUGAGGAGGAGGCUGUGCCUUUGGUAACUUGCAGUCCUGUUUUAGUGCCAGACGAUGUUGCAGAAGACGAUGUCAGCAUACUGGAGCAACGAUCUCCUGCACGCCGACUUGUCAUACGGCCACUCGCACCUGCACGCCGACAUGUAAUACGUCCAGCGGCAAAGUGGAACGGGGGCUUAAGAAACUUUCAAGUUGCUGGUCAACACAGUGCAACGUCUGGAGGACCUAAGGGAGACCCAGACUCGCUCCCCUCUACCUCCAGAGAUACUACUUUCCUCAUGGCAGUCAAGAUGGAGGAAGUAACUCAUCCAAACCUUGCCAAGAACUCAGAGCAGCAAAAAGGUGGUGUAAAGAACGAAGAUCAACCCACCUCCACACCAGCUGUCACAAUCGGAGGACAUGCACAAGCACAAGUUGAGCCUAGCACUUCUGGACCUGCACUGGCUGGCUCUGCGGGACAUCCACUAGUUGAGCCCCAGCCAAGCACCUCGAAACAUGCGCUUGCAAAGACACUGCCUGGCUCUUCCACAGUAAAUCAAGACAAGGCUUUCACCAGCACGCAAGACAAUCCUCAGGCAAGUACUUCAUCUGCACAGCAGCCCAAACCUAGCACAUCUGCAGAGCCUCAGCCAAGAGGCAACGCAGCAUUAGUACCACAGCCUGUCCAGGCAAGGAAGUUGGACAUUGUCAUCCUUACACAAAAACCCGUCAUCCAAGCGUCCGCUUUUAUUGCGCCGGCUCAGCAGCAGAGCACGCCCAGGGUCACGACGCAGCCCUAUGUACAUCCUAUGCAGGGCAAUCUUGUUCAGAUUGAACCCAAACCCCUCGCCCAAGCCCCGGCCCAGCCUGUAGUCCAGCCCGCUCAGGGCCCUCAGAUGGUAACUCACUCUGCAGUUCUGAUAGCCGCUGCCCCAGAGAGGCUGGGACCUCCAGAGGCAGGUCACCGGAUCAUGAUAGGAAGCCAGGCAGCCGGGAAGGCCGGUUCCAAUUCCCAACCACAAGGUGGCGCCUCAAAUGGCAACAUAAACUUGAACCCUCCUGCUCUUCCAGCCCCUGUAGCAUCAAGUACCGACAACAGAGUAGAGACACUCUUUCUGGCACCAGACCCAAACCCAGAAAAGAUCAAUCCGGCCCCUGGCUUGGUUGCGGCCCCUAUUAUUCCCGUUAACAUUCCCACAAUAGAGGAUCCAAGGCCCGGUCCCUCUGUGCCACGAGAGACGCAGCCCCUCGCCAGAACUCUCAUCACUGGUGUCUUGGAUCUCUUUCCAGACAUCCAAGAAGCCUAUGUAGCAGAAUUGAUCCAAACAAAUAAUUUGAAAGACUUGAAUGCUGUAUGUAACCUGCUGUUGGAGAGCCCAGAGUACCCAAAGACCGAGGCUGCAGCGGCUGCAGUAGCACCCACAAGCAUCCUACUGGAGUCUGGAGACACCGACACAGAGGUAACGGACGACCUGUUUGAUUACACCAAGCUGGGUCCUGUGGUUUCAGCCACCAUGAUGCAGGCAGCAGACUUGCUCAUGGCAGAUUUCCGGAUGAUCAGCUGCCAGGACAUUAAAUAUGCCCUCAAUGUCCUGAAGGGACACUAUGCAAUCACACGAAAGGCCUUAUUUGAAGCAGUGAAAAAGUGGCAAGAUUCAGGCGACCCCUCAGGAAAGAGACGACGAAGCAGAGCAUCUUCUGAGCGCUGCUUCAUUGAUUUUCAUUUUGAAUACGGUGAGGUGAAAUUUGACAAGAGAAUGUACUUCUUGGAGAAUGACCGCCGCUAUUGCAGGACGUACAGCAACCUGGACGAUUCUUUAAAAAAGGAGGUUACAUUCUUUCAGCAGAAGGCCAAGGAAUGGGCUGAGCAUGAAGAUUUCCUUCUAGCGCUGCAAGUCAAUGAAGAUGAAUACAAGAAAGAUGGGCAGCUGAUUGAGUGCGGCUGCUGCUACGGGGAGUUUGCCUUUGAGAAAAUGACGCAAUGUUCAGACGGUCACCUGUUCUGUCAAGAGUGCCUCGUCAAAUACGCUCAGGAGGCGGUGUUUGGUACCGGAAAGUCCCAGCUGAGCUGCAUGGAGUCAGGCUGCACGUGCUCGUACCCAGUGGCUGAACUGGAGAAGGUCCUACCAGAGAACAUCCUCUACAAAUAUUACGAGAGGCAGGCAGAGGAGGCCAUCGCUGCCACAUGCGCGGAUGAAUUAGUGAGAUGUCCAUUUUGCAACUUCCCGGCCUUAUUGGACAAAGCAAUGUCUCUCUUCAGCUGCCCCAACCCUCGCUGUCGCAAGGAAAGCUGCCGGAAAUGCCACGUGCAAUGGAAGCUGCAUUCAGGAAAGACGUGCAAGCAAGUCUUGGAGAAAGACGAGAUCCGCAUGAGGGUGCUCUUCGAGGAGCGCAUGACGGAAGCCCGUGUCAGGAAGUGUGUCAAGUGCGGCACUGGACUGGUCAAGUCGGAGGGCUGCAACCGCAUGUCGUGUCGCUGUGGCAGCUUCAUGUGCUACCUCUGCCGAGAGCCCAUUGCUGGCUACAACCACUUCUGCCAGCACGCUCGUUCGCCGGGCGCUCCCUGUCGCCAAUGCAUGAAGUGCUCCCUGUGGACGGAUCCCACGCAAGAUGACGAGCGAAUCAUUCAAAAUAUCCAGAAGGAAGGAGAAGUGCAGCUGAAUAAGAAGUUUUCAGACAAUUUGGGUAAGAAAGUAGGCCCUCCCAUCGAGGCUCCUGUCAUCGAGGCCAAGCGGCCACGAGUGGGUCCGCCCCCUGAACCUCAACUUGCGCCUGUGCCGCCGCCCCAUGUGGUCGUACCCCCUCUUCUCCAAGCGGUACAAGGUCCUAUCUUAGUGCCCCAACAUCUGGCCCAGGGUCAGAUGUUUAUGCCACCGGCGCCGUACGUGCCGCCCCCUUUGAAUAACAACCACCAGCACCACUAUGAACAUUAUCACCACCACCAUCACAAUAACAAUCUUCACGACAACCCUCGUCAGCCGCAUAACCUGCACAUGUUUGACUUGCCCAUGCACUAUGGGCCCGCCCAUCGCCAUUACAGACACUACUAACACACACACACACACACACACGGGGUUUCAGAGCUGUAUGUUGUUUUUUCAUGCGCUGGCCUUUUGCUACUAUGCCACACAUCUUUACUCGUUACAUUGUUCUUGCGUUCACAUAAAGAAAACACUUGGCCUUCUCAUGCUGAAUCAUGUUCUCACUCAUUUUGCCCUUUUUCCACUUAUCCGUCGCGUUAAAAAAAAAGAGGAGGGUUCAGGUUCUAAGACUUUGUCAGCACUGUUGUUGUAGCAGAUUUUGUUUCUGUACUGCAAAGAAUCAAGCAUUCCCUUCUGUGCAUUUGAAGCCACGCAGUUUUCUAAUAAAAGUUUGUUGU